Molecule: messenger RNA, 1394 nt
Organism: Aspergillus homomorphus CBS 101889
Lineage: Eukaryota; Fungi; Ascomycota; Eurotiomycetes; Eurotiales; Aspergillaceae
Exons: 3
Coding region: 417-1163 (248 amino acids)
Source: RefSeq, a predicted model, not a curated record
GUUGUAGCUCACUCACUCACUCACUCAACUCACUUCCCUUGUCUCUCCCCCCCAAACGGGAUCCUGGAAACAACGGCUGGUCUUCGAAGUACAGCCAGCUUCCCCAGGAAUUUAAACUUGGCUCUCUCCCUCCCUCUUCUCCUCUUCUUCCUCUCCCUUCCCUCCCUCCUGCUAUCUAUUUCAAUACUUCUACUCUUCUACUCUUCUACCAUUUCAUCUAGUUCAUCCCAUCCCUAGUGGUUGUGUAUAUACUCUGUCUUGUUUACCUCCAAGCUCAUCCCACCUAUCUUAAUCACUUGGCGCUGCCUUAUCUAAUAACCCUACAUUCUUCAACUCAACCAUCUCAGUGAUUGCCUUAUAUUACCUGCCAGUACUCGUCUCCCAACAGACCGACACAACAAUCCCAAUCAUCCACAAUGGCAGCUACUCGCUCAAGUUCCCUACGUGCUCUUCGUCUGCUCUCCCAGCAGCACUCUACUGUCCCCAGCGUUCGCCGGGGACUGCACAUCACUGGCGUCCACUCGGCGCAACCGGCAAAUGUCUCAGAUCGGGCCUCUUUGUACUCUAGCCGCACCGUGGCUGAUCUCAAGACUGAAUGUCAGAAGCGAUCCUUGAGAAGCAGUGGCACCCAAGCCGAGCUCGUCGAGCGUCUCCAAAACCAUGAUUUCCUUCAGUCCCGUGCUUUCAGCAUCGCCAUGCGCCGCAUCAGCGGCAAACCCAUCUCAGAGGACACCCACAGCCGUCAAUUCAACACUUCCCGGUCGAUGAAGGCCGUCGGUGACUCAGCCACCGUCGACUUCGCCUACAUGCCCUCGUUGGCGGAGCUCGAUGGACCGGCUGCUCGCGCCGAUCCGCAGUUCCCGAUUGUCCCCGACUUCUACUCCCACCACAGCCCGGCUCAGGCAGACUCCCCCAUGAAGCCCCAGAUCUACACCGUCUCCGGCGGGGCCGCUGACGUCUCCGCGAGUCCGAUGACGGAGGUGGUCGACAACCACUCGGUGGAUAUCGACCCGUUCUCGCUGACGGAGGCGGUUGGGAAGUCCCGCUUCGGCGAGGAGUCGACCAAGCAGCAUGAGUCGAAGGAGCCUGGAAUGUUCCGCGAGCUGUGGACGGGUGUGAUGGAUGAUAUUAUGGGCAGACAGCCGGCUGUCGUGAGGAAGUGAGGCACCUGAGUAGCCGGGUGUUCGUGUCCAGUUGUCUUGUUUGUCUCUCUAGCGAUGCGUGAUGCUUUGUUGUAUUGCCUUUCACUUAUAGUCCAUCGUGGACAUUCUCUCUAUCUUGGGUAGUCAUCGGAUCUGAUUGAUGUGAUUAUUCCAACCUGUUGCUCGAGUGACAGUCACAUCUACGAAAAUGGAAUGAAAUAUAUAUUGUGCAUACCACAACACAUAUCAUCG